This is a messenger RNA of Argiope bruennichi, 712 nucleotides long. RefSeq names its product nucleolar protein 12-like (gene vito). Gene Ontology annotation, cellular component: nucleolus. Bases 94 to 660 code for a protein of 188 amino acids. The record is from RefSeq and is a predicted model, not a curated record. Gene Ontology annotation, molecular function: RNA binding. Lineage: Eukaryota; Metazoa; Arthropoda; Arachnida; Araneae; Araneidae. The transcript is spliced from 5 exons.
UGAACUGAUAUGAAGAGAAUAAAUAUUACUUUCAAAACAAACAUCCGCAUGUGUUAAGUCUUUAUUAGACAUAAUAUUAGAAAUUAUACAGUCAUGAAAAAAAGAAGAUCCAAACAAUCAAAAGUGCAUCUCAUAUUCGAUGAAAAAGAAAGGGCGGACUUCCUGACAGGUUUUCGAAAAAGAAAUUUAGAACGAAAACUGAAAAGAAAGCAAACACUGGAUGCCUUAUUGAAGGAGGAGAAAAAGAGAAUAAAAAAAAGUCAAAAGGAAGCUCUGCAUAAUGCAAUAAAAUCUCAGAGUCAAGUUCCAGAGAUUCAACAUCUCCUGGAACCUGUGACUUAUGAUCUACCUGAUCAUACAGUAACGAUUAGUGAAAUAAAUAACAUGGAUUCACUUCAUGCUUCAACUACUAUCAAUAUGGAUGAAGGUAUUCCUGCUGCACCUGUAGCUGGGAAGAGUCAGGAUGAAGUCGAAAAGCUAAGGAAAGUGAUCAAAGAUUUGAAAAAUAAGAGAAUCAAAACACUUAAAAAGAGCAAAACUCAGCUGGAAGCUAAGAAGUUGCAGAAGAAGAAAGAUAAGCAGAAGGCAAAGAGGAUGAAGAAAUUGCUUAAGAAGAGUUUGAAGCAUACAAAGAAGAAACACAAAAAGAAAAACAGCUAGUUGUUAUUUACAAACUAGAUCAUGUUCAUAAUAAAAAAAAAUAUUUUUCUUA